Molecule: messenger RNA, 423 nt
Organism: Trichomonas vaginalis G3
Lineage: Eukaryota; Parabasalia; Trichomonadida; Trichomonadidae
Exons: 1
Coding region: 1-423 (140 amino acids)
Source: RefSeq, a predicted model, not a curated record
AUGGGUUUAUUUGGCGCAUUAGCAGGAGUUGCAUCCAGAUUUUUACCCGCAGUGGGAACAAUAGCCAGAGGUGUAUUUGGGGUUGGAAGGAAGAUUUUGAGUACAUUAGGUAUACUGAAAGAGAAAGCACAACCUAUUAUACAAACUGUACAGAAAGGUUGGGAUGUAGCACGAGAUGCAACAAAUCUUAUUCCAAAUCCUGAAACAAGAGGAAAAGUUCAAGGAUGGAUGGACAAUGUAGGAAGACAAGCAGGAAACUAUUAUAACAAAGCAAAUGACUACUAUAACCAAGCAAAUGACUACUAUAACCAAGCAGGACACUAUAUGGACCAAGGUGAAAGAUUCUUUAACAGAGGAUAUAACCAUGCACAACAAUGGGUAAACAAUAACCAACCUCAACCGCCUCAAACGUGGGGAAUGUAA